CCCUCCACACUGACUGAUGCUGAGCAGCUCCUGAUUUCACAUUUGUACCAUUCAGGUUUUACGCGCAAACAAAAUGAGAGCUUUUGUCUCUACAGUGACCGUUUUGUUGGUAAUAACAUUCCCAUGCAUGGAAGCUAUCCACGGAUUAUACAACUUUGGCCAGCAUGAAUUCUUCCCCAAAAAGAACAACUGCAAGCCAAUCCCUGCAAAUUUCCUCCUGUGCCACGAUAUCGAGUACACGGAGAUGCGUCUCCCAAACCUGCUCGGACACGAAACCAUGAACGAAGUUCUGCAGCAAGCUUCGUCCUGGAUCCCGCUGGUACGGAGGCAGUGCAACCCCGACACGAGAAAGUUCCUCUGCUCGCUUUUCGCUCCCGUGUGUCUGGAUGACUUGGACGAGCCCAUCCAGCCGUGCAGAUCUCUGUGCGAGAGCGUCAAGAACGGAUGCGAGCCCGUGAUGUCCGCGUUUGGGUUCCCGUGGCCGAGUAUGCUGGACUGCAACCGAUUCCCACUCGAUAAUGACUUGUGCAUUCCGCCUGCAGGCAUGGAGACCUUUGCACCAGCCACUAAAGAAGUGCCAAGAGUGUGCGACGCUUGCAAGGAAACAGAUGAUAACGACAACGAAAUUGUUGACAAUCUUUGCAAAAAUGACUUUGCCCUGAAGAUCAAAGUGAAGGAGAUCUUCUACAUUAACGGAGACACCAAGAUAGUGCCAGAGACCAAGAGCAAGACCAUCUACAAGCUGAACGGCGUGACGGAGCGCGACCUGAGGAAGACCGUGCUGUGGCUGAAGGACGGCCUGCAGUGUGUGUGCGAGGAGAUGAACGACAUCAAUGCCGCCUACCUGGUCAUGGGCCAGAAGAUGGACGGAGAGCUGGUCAUCACGUCUCUCAAGCGAUGGCAGAAGGGACGGCGGGAGUUCAAGAGGAUUACUCGCAGUAUCCGCAAGCUGCAGUGCUAGAAAGGACACACACACAAAAAAAAAAGAGCAUAGGCCUAUUUGUCAACUUUUUGAGAAGCACGUUUUGUUGAGAUCUUUCCAUUUAUCUUCGUCAAGUAGUCACAAAAGUUGCAAUAAUAGUUUUUGUUCUUCUCUAGAUUCCUGUGAAGAUGUUUCUUUGGCCUUUGAAAAGAAAACAACUUUUAAGUAGGCCUAAUCAAAACACAUCUGCGGGUGACUCGUUAAUGUUUUUGCCUAUCUGCAACAAUAAUUCUUGUGGAUCUUCAUUUUCUUUAGGGUUCUAUGUGUCAAUAAAAUACACUCAAGUAACAUUCACCAAGAAGCCCAUUUAAAACAUGACUUUAUCUGGGCACACUGAUACCUGCAUCAGAAAAAAGGGGAUAUUUGUGAAGUUCAAACAAUGACUCCCACUCAUUUUGCACUGAGUUGGCAGUUGGUGCCCCCCAGUGGUCAGAUUUACGUGGCUCUUUGUAUUCCUGGGGAGCAGUCUCCGCUGUCACCUCAUUAAUUGCAGUUAAUUGCACCCAGCUGGAGUCCCAGGUGUACAGGAAUGACUAAUUACAUCUUAUAGUGAAAACAAGCAGAGCUUUGAAUCUGGGAUUAAAAAUGAUUGACUCCGAAAAAAAAUCACUGGCAGAUGUGGCCUACUGUUAAAUACUGCCAGGAGAGAGUUCAGUCUUUUUCUCCUGGUUUUUCUCGUGCCUUUGUUUCCUCCGUCAUCUGUGUCAUAACCCAAAAAUAUAAAGCCUGCAUCAUUGGGCCUUUCUUUAACAGUGUUAAAUAUCACCAGUUGCUUGUUUUCUGAGUCUGUUCAAAACUCAUGGACUGACAACAACAACAAAAAAAGAUUUAAAUCCCACAACUGCUUGGUCUACAUGAUUCAAGUGUUCAAGUAAAAACCUUUAGUUUGGAAUGUAAGGUAUGCUGUAUUUACAUCGCAGAAAAUGUAUUCAUCUGUGUGUGUGUGUGUGUGUUUGUGUGUGUGUUGCAUAUUGAGUGAAGCUGUGAUCCCAGUGUGAUGUUCAAAGACGAAAAAAUUUUUGUAUUUUUCUUUUCUACUGUUUUCUCAAGCAAAAAAUGAGAGAUAGCUGGCUAUAUUCUCUUCCUCUUCAACAUUUUAAUACUGUUGGUCAUUGUUUUGUACUUGAGCCACCGCUUUUCUACCACAAAACACAUAUUUUUCUACUCCCCAACUUACACAUUUCAUUUUAUGUUUUUUAAGUUUUGGUUUGGAUCCUUCUGUUUGUGUGACAAAAGUUUUGGUAUAAACAUAGAAUAUCUGAACUUAAUGGUUGAUAGUGUUGUUUGAUGAGCAGUAACUUGUUAAGCACAGAUAAUUAUGGGAUGUGUAUGUGUGCAAUGUAAAGUAUUGUUUUAAAAGUAUUACUGUGUAAAUAACAUACUGUCUUUUAUUCUUGUAUAAAAGUUUUCAGCGAUUAAAAGCAACAACAUGCUUGAAA
Molecule: messenger RNA, 2421 nt
Organism: Labrus bergylta (ballan wrasse)
Lineage: Eukaryota; Metazoa; Chordata; Actinopteri; Labriformes; Labridae
Gene: sfrp2
Product: secreted frizzled-related protein 2
Biological process (GO): canonical Wnt signaling pathway; non-canonical Wnt signaling pathway
Molecular function (GO): Wnt-protein binding
Source: RefSeq, a predicted model, not a curated record